GUUUUUGGGGGCCGGUAGGAGCAGGAGGCAUCCAGCAGGAAGGGGAAGGACAUGAAAGAGAGUGAGGUGAUUGAAGGUGUUGACUAUAAAGAAGGAAACACCAUGACGGGGAAGAGAGACGAUGUCAAUGCCUUUCGGCCAAGUGCUCCAUAUUCUACGGGCACUAUACCAAGACAUGGUAACAAACCACCAGGAGCUGAUUUUGAGGGAUUGUACGAAUAUGAUUCAACAAUUCCCUCAGCACCGCCUCUGGACCAGAUGGAGCAAGUUACUGGAUACGAGACCAUAUCUUUCAAUGCAGUUAGUGUACCUCCACCAAAGCCGUUACCAUCAUCGAGAGAGAUGUGGUGGGAAGACGUCUUGAACCAUUCAUCUCAACCAGCACACCCAAGAGUGUCUGAGAAGAUGGCGCGUCAAGCUCUUCUGGAGCACGUGAAGAAUCAUUGGUGCUACGGAGAGGGCGCUGCAAAGAACAUGGCGAUAACUAAACUCAAAUACUCGUCCGCAUUCCAUUACGAGCUACAGACUUUCACAGAAAAACGUGAAACAUCCUGGAAAUUCAUUCCAUACUCUGGAGGUGAUGUAGAUGGUGCUGAGAAUGGACCAGCUCCUCUGCCAUGGGACAUUGAUUUACGGCCUUCUUGUUUGUUCAAGAAUGAAGAGAAGUUUAUUACAGUGCCUCACACUUCUUCAGUUAAACCAUGCCAUCGUUGCAAAACGACUGGUCACGUCGUAUGUACUGAAUGCUAUGGCAAAGGAUGGGUUCGCUGUCAGAUGUGCAAUGGAUAUGGAUACCGGACCCAUUCAGAACAGAGGGAUAGGUGUAUCAACUGUUCUCUCUCCCACAAUGGACCUGGUCGACAAGACUGCUUUGAGUGUGAUUCAAAAGGAAAGCUGACAUGUUCGGCAUGCGACAGUUAUGGCCAAAUUCAAUGCUCCAUUCAGCUCACCGUCACUUGGAAAGUGAACACUUCUGAGCAUAUUGCGGAGGAUAUGGCAUUGCCGGAACAAUUGGUUCGCUUUGUGUCCGGGCAGGUUGCUUUUGAAGAGGAAGGUCCGCAAGUGGUUCCGUUACAGGGGUUUCCUGAUGAGGCAAUCAAUAUGGCUUCUGCGCAACUUGUGCAAGAUCAUCUAAUGAAAUACCAGGACCAAAGGAUACUGGCUCAGGAUCAUUAUUAUGCCCCGUCUCUCUUACGCAGUACACGUGUCCCAUGAAACAUCUAUCAGUCUGUGGGUGGUCAUUCAUCAGCUUAAUUGGAAUGAAGAAUGUUGUACAAAUAUAUAUUCAAAUCUCAGCCAUUACUUAGUUAUUUUGAAUGGAAAUGGUGGAAAAUCGAAGGAACGUGCAGAUUAAAUAAAAAUAUUUUAAGUGAUGUGAAGUGAAUUAGCUACGUAGGAAUGGUACGCUACUCAUGUCUAGCAUACUUUGUGACAUAAUGUACAUACGUUUUGCUUACUGUUCAAAAUGACUUAAUGUAUUUUUUAUUUUAAAUAGGAUUUGACAUUUCCGUGGCUGUGAAUUCAAAGAUGGCCGUCUUCUGGGUUGUAGCGCUGUGUAUUCCAUCAUCACCCUGACGAUUGAGGUGACAAGGACCGCUGAACUUCUACCAGACUACAUGGUGCUACAACCCAGAAGACAGCCAUCUUAAGCUUAUAUUAAAACAGCGUAUGUUGCUUUUGUUUGUUUUCAUAAUUGUUUUGUAUGAGAGCAGCAGAGUUCAUCUUAUGCCUGCAGUUUGUCCUGAUACACCAUUGUUAUUGAGUAUCUUUACACACCUUUAAGAUCUAUUGCCUUAAUAUUUGAUUUUGAUUAAUAGGAAGUGUUUUAGCAUUAAGAUCUAGUCUUAAAUUUUUAUCAGAUGAAUUAGAGGCAGCUUAGCGACUGCCAGCCGUGUAGUGAUUUGUGGAGGUAAAUGAAGACAUGAUGAUGGGACCAUAGAUCUGAAUUUAGUGUUUUGAAUUGAACAUUCAGCACUCACGUCAGUCAUGCACAUCCGUAAUUUUUAAUCUUCCGUGCCUGCAACAUGCACCACCCAACUUAUCCUCCUUGAUUUUAUCUCUUAAGACAUUUUAAAGAAUUCAUCCAUGUCUAAGGCCCGGAUAACAUUUUGUAAUGUGAGAGUUUUUAUGGUUGUUAGCCCUGACUCAAUUAUCAAGUUGGGGAAUUUUUUCAUAUUGGUUUUUGUUUGUUGAUUACGUAGCCACUUAUUCUGAAACUAAGUUUUAAUAAGUGUAAUAUAUGUCAGUGAUG
Molecule: messenger RNA, 2251 nt
Organism: Zootermopsis nevadensis
Lineage: Eukaryota; Metazoa; Arthropoda; Insecta; Blattodea; Termopsidae
Source: RefSeq, a predicted model, not a curated record